Messenger RNA from Sinocyclocheilus anshuiensis, 2556 nucleotides. Its product is annotated as cardiomyopathy-associated protein 5-like. The record is from RefSeq and is a predicted model, not a curated record. NCBI's taxonomy places the organism in Eukaryota, Metazoa, Chordata, Actinopteri, Cypriniformes, Cyprinidae. The transcript is spliced from 2 exons. Gene Ontology annotation, cellular component: cytoplasm. Bases 362 to 2398 code for a protein of 678 amino acids.
ACUCGUCAUGACCUGCAGCACCUCUGAGAAGCUCACGUAUCUGUGAAGUAUUUUUAGGUUUGGCAGGGCGAUGCAAAAAACCCAAUCCCUGCUUUCAUAAUGUGACACCAGGAUCGCAAAGUUAAACUCUGGACAGCCUUGCUGUUACCAGGAUGGGCUGAUAAAUCUUCAAGCACAAUUAAAAUUUCACCUUUUGAGGAUGACUGGCCCCUGCAAGUAGAUGCAGCGUGCCUCACUGCGUUCUGCAGAAAACGGGACGCUGCGUCAGGCUAUUUACAGAUAAUGCUGAGCAAGAGAAAGUUCCCACAGCUGAAAUGACAUGAAGAGAGCGACCCGUUCGCCUGCAAAGCGCCUCUGAUUAAUGCAACCUGCAACAAAAAUGGAAACGAUGGAAAUAAUGGAUCCAGAGAGCCAGAUGACAGCACUGUUGGACGACACGCUGGCAGAAGAACAGCUAAACGACGAGCUGGAGGAUCUGAGCAACAGUUUGAGAGAGGUGGUCCAGGAUGGUGCGGUCAAGCCGAAGCUCCACUGCCUGAUGAUGGAUCCGUCCUUCUCGAUGGUGACGGUCCAGAGUGAGGACAGUGGGAUCGUUUGGGAAACCGCUUCCAGCCGCUGCUCCACACCCUGGGCCUCCGAGUUCAACUCGCUGGCCUCCGAACCCGGAUACAGCUGCUGCGGCUCCGGAGCGGCCGGCAGGAUCGUCUUCAUUAUGGACGAAGAACUGAUGAGCCGAAGAAAGAGGAAGCCAAAGUCUGAGAAAUCAAAGACGCUUCCUCAGGUCAGCCACGAGAUCCUUGCUGAAGCAGAGAGACCAGCCAUGGUGGAAGUGUCCCUGCCGAAUGUGACAUGGGAAGAAGGAACAGAUGAACACAAAACGGCUGAUCUGAGAGAAGAAAAGCACCAGCGUUUGUUCAGUCUCGUCUCUGAAGGAUCUGAGAUACUAAACAUCAUCGCUCCGCCGAGAGUCUCCACCGUGGAUGAAGAGGAGAGCAAAGGUCUGGAAGAUAACUUGUAUUACCUCGAGGAGACGCCUGCUGUGAAAUCCGCAGAGAUCCUGGAUGAACCCGAGCUGGACUUUGAGACUGUAGAGACGGAGAAGAGCGUUUUAUUGAUACCAGAGCCUGUUGUCCCGUCUAUCCAAAUAUCCCGAAGAGGACAGACGACCGAGGACUACUUUGAGAAGUUCACGCUCCUUGACCAUCAAGCUCCAUCAGGAGCAGCACCAGUAGAAGAAGCCCAACGGGAGACAGAGGACAAGGUCACAGAAGAAGAUGGUCCUGAAGCAGAACCAGGACCUGGACUUUCUGGAGUCUCCUCAGCUGUGAGUAUGCUAGACAUUUCUGGCGAACACUUGGACGAUGUGUUUUACGGCGGAGGGAGCGAGCCACCUACUGCUGCAAGUGUUAGUGAAAAGGAAAGAGAGCUUUCCAAAUCCUCUCUGAAGGAAAGCGGAAGCGCCUUGUUUGGAAGCGAGGAGUCAGUUCUCACUCCCAUAUACCUUCCCGAAGGUCCUCCGAAAAUCAUCGACCCCAAUUUGCUCGAGGAGCCCAAAGCCUUGGCGUUUCUCUACUCGGACCUGUACGCAGACGCCGUCGGUACCAGAAAGAAGCAGGACGAUGACGUCGAGAGCGUGACCUCCGAGAAAUCCUUCCACAGUCAAGCAUCCGACUCUGAGGACAGAGGCUAUCUGGAGAAGUUUGUGCUCAAGGUUGAGACUCUGGCUGACGUUGUUCCUGAGAUAAUCCCAGAGGAACGGCAUGAUCCUUUCAGACUCGCCGGGUACGUGGCACACCACAAAGAAGAAGUGGACAAUCAGGCAGAGGAGCAGGAAGAGAUCACGGAUUUCUUUAGGAACAGUGCAUCUUCAUCGCCCUGUGAACCUGUCGACUUUGAGCAGCUGGAGAAAGAGAAAGAGUUCGAAGCUGUCAGGACACCUCGGGUCACUUUCAAAGAUGAAGCGCCAAGGAAUAAGACCGAACAGGCAAGCGAUCGUCCAUCGCUGGCUGACGACACAGACUUUGAGUUUUUACCGGUUGAAAUAAGCGAGGACUGUCCAGCUUGGGAGGAAAACUUGCCGACGGUUGCGGUAAAAUCGACACGCACAGAUUUCGACCUAAGACAAAAACCAAAGUCAGUAAGCGAGAAAAACUGUCCAGCGCCCAUCCAAGCUCAAAAAAACACAGUCAGUCCCAUAAUUCCACACCACAAACCCUUCCUGGAUCUGAGCCCGCUGCUGCACGUCCAGACCGAGACCGAAACACCAGACGCUGAAGAGGAGAAAGAGAACACAAGCUCUGCAGAUGUCAGUAAUCAGGACUGUGCGAUCUCCGGAGACUCUACAAGAGAGAAUCCCACAAAUCUGCUGCAUGAGGACGCUGCUGAAGAGCAAGUCUGAGUGAGGUUUGAGCCUCGCUGAUUCGCUGGCUUGACAAUGAGUGAUCCGUUAGCAUCUGCGACCGUCCUUCAACAAAACAGAAAAUGAGCAGAACGUUAUCAGGAGUCUCUAUGUCUGUCGUGAUCAGUGUCGGGGGGAACGCAUUACAAGUAACACGA